Messenger RNA from Cinara cedri, 18085 nucleotides. The record is from the annotation of a GenBank genome assembly. NCBI's taxonomy places the organism in Eukaryota, Metazoa, Arthropoda, Insecta, Hemiptera, Aphididae.
GCUACAUAACCAUUAUUAUACUAAUAUUGUCAUCGCCGGUAUCUAUAGUUUGAAAAAACUCAAAGUAAUGUGUGUUUUCAAAAAAUAAAUGAACAUUAAUCGCGCGUAUUCAAUGUGAUUGUUCUGUCAAAAAUAAAAUUCAUACGAACAUUAUUUAUUAUGAUUUCGAAAAUCAAGUAAGCCCUAUUAUAUUUUUAAUUUAUAUACAUAUAUAUAUAUAAUAACUGCAUUUAUCUAUACAUUUUCGUAUUACUUUCGGAAAAGAGCGUAUUUAAUUUAGGCGUACAAAGAACGUGAACGUAAAGAGAAAAGUCGUUAGGGCCGUAUAUGUAUUUUUCAAUACCAAUUUUUACUUAGUAUUCGAUUGUGAACAAAUACCAACUAUAAUAGUAAAAUACACGAGUAUAACUAGACCCGAUCUUAUACUAUACAAGUGAAUUACGUAUGUAUAAAGCACAUUGGGUUCAAAAUAACGAUUAACUAUAUUAUUGAAAACGAAUAACACGAAUCGGAUAGGUAAUAUAAAAAAGUAUAAUACUAGGUACCGAACACAUUUCGUUAUUUUAACUUUUAAGUCAUAUUAAGUUAAUACGAAUUAAGUAAAUUUAAGGUUUACUUUAUUUCACCACGAGCUGUUAUUUGUAAUGACUAAUAUGAGUAAUAUACUUUUUCCAUAUUUUUCUCAGUUAUUCACAUUUGAUGAGAAAACUCUUAAGAAAAUCGAUUAAUGACCUAUUUAAAGAACCUUCCCACAUCGAUUUUAUUUUAGAAAAGGUGCUAAACUUUAAAAUCGGAGCAAAAUUUCUAGAAAAAAAGUUGUGUACAGAUAAAAAAUAAAAAUAAACAUCUUUGUAAAACCAUAAGCUUCUUCGCUCCACUCAGAGUCUAAAAUUAUAAAUAUUUAACUGUAUUGGUAAGUACCAAUAUAUUCAUAAUUUAUUAUUAUACUAGAUAAGCAAUUUUCUUAAUAAUUUAUCUCAAAAUAAAUAGUCAUUUUCACUUUAAGCUUUACAUACUACGCGUUCGAACGUAAUUAGAAUGUUGCGAUUUUAAAAACGCAAACGUGCCAUUUAAAAAAGAACUUCAGAGCCCCAGUAUUGUUAUUAAAUGUUAGUAAGGAGGGAGGAGUUGUGUGAGGCUAACCUCCCACGAGAUUUGCAUGAAGAUUUAUUUUGAUAACCUUCCCUUAAAACAUUCUUUGUUACGCCACUGCAUUUUUAUUUCGAUUUGUACUCCAUCCCAUAUUUUCCAAUUAAACAUCUUAUGAACAUCUAUAAUACAAGGCUAGGCCCAGAGAGGUGAACUAUCUUCCAUUUUUUUUGGAUAAUAUUUAAUCAUUAAUUUAUAACUGCAUAACGUUCAAAUUAUCCAACUAAUGUCAACAUUAAACAAUCGACUCUGGAUAAUGUUAAAUUUAACAAUUACAAACGUUUUUACUAACACUGUAUAGGUAUACUACACAAACCAUUUUAAAACUUUUUAUGAUUGCUCUAUAUAGGUACUAUACGUCUAAACCGCUAAAAUGCCCGGCUGUACUAAAUUAGUUGUUAUAUGUUAAUAAAUGUAUUGUUAAAUAUUUAUAUAAAUAUUUACAAAUGAUUGAUAAAUUGAAAUUUUAAUAUAUGUUAAAUUUACGAGUGUUGUUCAGUCAUUGUUUUGUAUUCAAGUUAUUACUAGAAUACUGGUUAAUGAAUAAAUAGUUAAGGGAUGUCCUCAACUUACCGUGUCGUCUCGUUUCGUGUGAAAUACUCUUUUCUGACUGGCUCAUAUUAUUAUAGUAUAUACAUUUUGAUCGUGUCUUCUAAGUCGUUAUCGCGGAUACCACAGAGUUGAAUAAAUUCAACUUUUGGACGUGCUGGUUAUAGCUGAUAACGUUAUUUUAGUGUUUUCAUAAAUAAUGUUACUUUAAUAAUAAAUUAAACUAGUAAUACAAUUUUCAAUAAUUUAAUUUAAAAUUAAAAUUAAAUGUAAAUUAAUAAUCAAUUUUAAUACUAGUUUAAAUUCAAUAUGAACUUUGUGAACGUAAUUAAUAUCUAAUGUUAUGUAAACGCAAAAUAAUACAAUUUUUUAGGGACAGAUAUGCACUUUAUGCAAAAAGUUUGUCGUAUUAAACAUUUUACACGACUGUACUUAUAAUAUUAAAUCACAAACUAGUACUAUUACGUAAAAUACCAAGUAAUUUUAUUGUAGGUUGUACAAUUGAUUUUAAAAUCAAUAGGUACCUACUAGUAGAACGUAACUAUUAAAAAUAGCAAUAUAUUAAUAACUAAAAUUAAGAAAAAUAAUUUUGGCGUUUUUAUUAUUAUUAUUAGUUAAUCGUAUAAUACAAGUAAAUUAUAUUAAUAAAGUCGAUACUGUUUAGAUAAUAAUUCAAUGGCGUCACCUUUUUUGACAGAAAAUAGUAUGAAUAAUAAAAAACCUGAAGUGUAGACGGUGAAAUAUUGAUGGCAAAAUAAUAAUAAAUAUUCAUAAGUACUAUAACAUAAUAAAUAUUAAUGAUAUUAAUAUAUUUUAAGAAAAAUAUGCAAUAACAAUUUGCUCAUUUUUGGGUGAUGGUAAAUUAAUAGUGAUAGUGAGAGAUAAUGUUGGUUGUUGAUAAAACGAUGGGUACAAAUUAUUUCGUGCAAUCAAAAAGGAACGACAUGGCGAGUUGAGGACAUCCCUUUACACUGUACCGGCAGAAGAAGUAGUGUAAAACAUUCAUAACGAAAUUAUACAUACAUUUUUAUAUGAUAUGACGAUAAAUGAGCCUAUAAUUUAACUCUUGAUAUAUUAAAUAUUAAAAUAUUUAAAGUAACUCGGCAAAAGAAUAUUAGAUAAUUUUUAACGUAAAUAAUUCCAAUGGACUUAAGUCUUGGUUUUGAUAUGUUUUUCAUGAUAUUAUUUAUAAUACAUCUCUCAGUAUUACAAAAUAGAUAAAAUAAAGUCACACAAUACAGUUUUAGUUAGUGUUUGUGUCUUAACGAGAUAGGUUUGUUAUUUAAGUAAAAAUAGAAUCUAAUGGUGGCAAAAAAUAAAUUGUUAAUUUAUUAAAAAAAUUAUUAUCUCGAAAAAAAAAAGAGAUAUCAAAUAGAGAUGGUCAAGAACAUAAAAGAUGUUUAUGCAAGGGCAAAUGUGACACUAUUAUUCAGUGAAACCUCUAUUAAUAGAUACCUCUUAAUAGUGGAAUAAUUACACAUAAAAAGACUACUUAUUUUUUUAAUUGUACAUUAAUAUUUAAUAUAUUUAUACCUACUUUUUAAUACAUAUACAUAUAUGUAUCAACAAAAACCCUCCGUAAACUUUGAAGUAUUUAUACUAGUUAUUAAACAAUGUUGUAGAUUGCCCAGAAUUAUUAGAGCUUUAAAGUUGUAAAAUUGAUUUACCUAAUGCAAGAUAUGAAUCUUUUUUUUAUUUACCCAUUACUUAAAAUCACUAUAUGGCUCUCUCUUACAUGAUUAUGUCAACAGCCAAUAAUAUUAAUAAUAUAGAUUUUCUUCACUUGUCAAUCAAUGUUCUCAAUAAUAUAUUUUAAUAUUCAAAUACCAUUUUAUGUUCUUCCUUUUAUAAUAUUUAUAUAUGUACCUAUUGUUUUUCUUAUAUUUUUAAAUGUAUCUUUCAUUUUAUACUAAAUUAUGUAAAUUGGAAUUUAUUCCGUAAUAAAGAUUAUUAUUAUUGUUAUAAUGAUUAAAAAUAAAAUAAUAAAUUAAAAACAAAAUUAUUAAAUAGUUAAUAAUCAAAACUAAAUAUAUAAAUUAAUUAAUUAAUGUGUCGCCUGGGGUAUUAUGGGAUUUGUAUUGUACAACAGUUUUCAAAUUAAAAAUUCAUCGUCAAGUAAUAUCAUAAAAUCAAAAAGUAAAACGCGACUGAAUAUGAAAAAAUAAAUGAAGGAAUACAUAACAAACAAAUUAUACAAAUUGAAAGUUUUACAUAGAAAUAAUUUAUUUUAAUAGGAGAGAUUAUUUAAAAUGAGUUAUUAUUAGACAUAAUUAGUUAUUUAUUAUCUAAAAUGUGUUGAUAUAAGAUAUUAUUUUUAAAAUAGAUUUGAGCAUUUAAAAUAUUAUAAAAAUUAUUUUUCUUUAUUUCAUUGUGUAUGUCUAAUUCUUCUAAAACUGAAUCAAUGUAAAUGUUAAUUUAGAUAUUUAAUAUUUCAAAGUCUGUAUUAAUAUCAAAACUUAUAUUAUGGUUAUUUUUUAAAACAUGUUUGGCGAAAUUUGAAUUAGGGGUAGUCUUUUUACAUUUUAUUUCAGAAAUGUGUUCUUUAUAUCUUAUUUUAAAAUUUCUAUUUGACUAACUUAUACAAAAUUUAUUACAGUUACAUUUAAGUUAUUUAUAUUCAUCAGCACUUUCAAAAAAAAGGGGGAUUUUUUGUGAUGUGUUCAGUUCUAUUGUUUAUAUGUUUGAUUAAGUUAUUAUUAGUCUAAAAAACAAUUUUUACAUUAUUUUAUAUUGUUGAAUACAUUAUUUAAUGAUUAGGAACAACAGAAAUCAAAUUCACUUUAAAAACUUAAAUAAUUGCUGGUUCAUGAUAAAAAAAAUGAUCUUAUUUAAUCUGUUUACGCAUAAUUUUACCACCUGUUAAUUAUUACAAAACCAAACAAUUAAAAAUUAUUGUUAAUAUUUUUUUGUAUUCCACGAACAUUUAACAAUAUUUGAAAUUAGACCGAUCAACGAUAGAUUUAUAUUGUUAUCUGUUUAUAAGUCAUUUGUUAAUGUGUCACAACUUACAGUACUUAUGUCACAAUUUUACAAGAUUACAAUAAUCUUUCGGUAAUUAAAUUCAAUAAAUUCGAAGUACCUACUCCGUUGAGAGAAUCUUUCACUCAUAGUUUUGUGAUCUAAAUUAUUUUUCUCUUUAAUUAUAUAGAUCAUAAUUAUUGUUGUAACUGGGUCCCAGCAUUGAAUUUUUGACCCCUGUACAGAAAGACCACUAUUAAAUUAUUUAAAUAUUACAAUUUAUUAUUAUCAUUUACAUAUUUUAUAAUAGAUACAUGUCUUAUAUUUUCGUGUUGAAUGUUUAUUAAAAAAUAUAUCUUUAAUAAUAUACAUAUUUUAUAUAAUAUAUAGGUACCAAGGUAUUUUUCUAAAAUGUAUUUAUUAUUAUGGGUAACUAAUUAUUUGCACAGAAUGCUCACUCCUUAAAUGCCUAGGAACAUGGAUCUUACUGACAACGUCUUUUUGGGGCCGUGCUUAAAAAAUAAAAAAACACUGUAAAAAUACUUAAAUAGAAGAAAAAAAGUUUAGGCCGACACUUUACCUACCUAAAUAGUAAAUUAUUUAAAAAUAAUUACUUACCUUGAUUAUAGUAUAGUUCAGUGUUUCUCAAAUUUUUUUUCCAUCGUGGCACAUUAUAAAUAAAGUUAUCAUACGUCACGACACAUUUUGGAAUCGUCUAUUCAACUGAUAUUUUUAGCCAUUUAAAUAACCUUCAUUCAAGAAUUGUAAACAUGAGAAGAUAUUAACAUUAAGUAGUAAACUAAAUUGUUUUUACCAAAAAUUUAACUUUGGAUAUCACACGUAAAAAAAAAACAAAUGUAAAUUUUUCCAUUAAUAUCAGGUAUUGAUCCAGAUGGAAAAGUAACUUCUGAUUUAAUUUUUAACCAUCUCAUAGUUUUAAAAGAAAAAAUGAAAAAAAUAUUAUUUUCCAUCUUUACCUGUUGACGAAUAUUAUUGGGAGCGCAAUUAUUUUGCAGUAACAUCAUAUUCUGUAUCCUGUAUAAGAUUAGUUGAUCAAGCCCAACUUAUUAAAAUCCAAUCUAAUCGUUUAUUAAUAUUAAAACGUAGUGAACUAACACUCAUCCAUUUUUGGAGUUUAAUUAAUAAUUACAGAAAAAACAAUAUAUAAAUCAAGACAUGAUCAUUUUCUAUUACAUAUCUAUGUAUAUAAUUUUCGAGUAAAUUAUAUUAUAAAUUACUUUGAAAUAUAUAUAAAUUAAAAUCGAUAAUUUUUUUUUAGUUCGGAUACAUAAUAUGAUAUUUAAUAUGACAAUAUUUUAAAAUUCAAUAGCUUCCUCCAUGGCAAAAUCCUAAAAUACGCCUCUGUAAGAUGGACACCUAUACCUAUAAUUCUAAGUUCAUGAAUAAUAUAUUAUGUUGUUUUGUUACAGAUAAUAAUAUUAUAUUUUGACAACUAAUUGGAGAAUAUUAAAAGAAAAAAAAAAUAACAAUAAACUUUAGAAAUGUUUAAGUCGGGCACGCACAGACAAGUAUUUGCCACCGUGGCCGGUGAGUUGAAAAUGUUAUAAACUUAUAAGUAUAAUAAAAUCGUACACAUAACGUGAAUUUGUUUUGAAUCGCAAUUGAGUUGUAAAGUGAAAUAUCAUGACAAUUAUAAAUAAAUACAAAUUAUGAAUUAUUAACAUAAUAUGUUACCACCCGUAUUUAAGAGCUCAUUUAUUGACAAUUUUCUUAAAACUGUUGAUAAAAUUAAAUAUUAUCCACUCAAAAAUAUUCAAAUUUACUUUCAAAGAUAUUUACAAAUAGAUCCAUGUUUUUAUCACAAGUAUAUUUAUUGUACAAUCGUGAAUUGAACAAAAAAUGUUUAUAAAACACAAUUUUGCGUAAACUAAAACUACUCAGACUUAAUUCAGAGACCAAAUUUUCACCAUAAGAAAAUAGAAUUUGCACUGUGCAACGCUAGUUUUAGUUUUUUAGCAUAACUAAUAUACGAAAUAAAUGUAUUAUUUAAGUUUUAAAUAAUUAAAACUAUACAAUUUUAGAAUAAUAACUUUUUUUUAUUUUCGGUAUCGAAAAACUAAAACAAAUUUGCACAUCAGUGCAAGUUCUCCUUUUUUUAUGGUAUGAUUUGGUUUCUCAAUUAGGUCUUCAUGAUGGAACACGGAAUACUUUAUACAGCCUGGGUAGUUUCACCCUCGCAAAAUACUUGUAGAUAUCAUGUAGGUAUCAUAUUGUAGUUCGUAGGCCAAAAAUAAUAAACAACAUUUUGAAAUAAUUUCGUACAAUAGUGUCCACGAAAGAAUAUUUUUUUUUUUUUAAAAAGUGUACCAUGUUUUCGGGUCGGUAACCAUGGCAAGAUUUCCUAUGGAAACGCACGUUUUGAUUUUUGGCAGACUCAUCUCAUUACGUGAGAACCAAAGCUGGUCUCCACGGUUUUUCGACCUAACCCCCUGUGACUUUUUUCAUGGUAUUAAGUUAACGAACAAGAAAUCCAAAGAGUGAUAGGAGAACUGGAUAGCGAAAUAUUUUAGCGCAUCAUCACAAAUUGCAUGGACAGAUCAAUCGUAGGGCCAACAGGAAGGAGGGCAUAUUGUGUUCCAUGCGUUAACUUCGGGAUCUUCUGAGUACAACCAUAGACGAUUUUUUAAAUUCUGACCAAAAAUAAAAAAGUAAUGCUUUUUUUCAAAACAAAAUGUUUUUUCGUGGACACCCUUUAUUAUGAAAUUUUCUAUUUUUUUUUUUUUUUUGAAAUUGUUUAUCCAUUUAGUUAUAUUUCUUUUGUUAGCUACAUUAUAUUACAAUAAUGGAUACAUAGUUACAAUAAAUAAGUAUUUAUUUUACACAUGAUUAACAUUCUAAUAAUAUUUAUGUUUUAUAAAUUAUAAGUAAUAUUCCCUAAAAACGUAAUUAAAUGACAUUUCUAGGAAAAAUCCGAUGGUCUUUUAGAUUCUGAGUGGGUGCGAAGAAGCUUAUGGUUCUACAAAGUUGUAUACAUAUAUAUUUGUUUAAUAUGUGCGCAACUUUUCUACCAGAAAUCUUGCUCCGAUUUUAAAGCAUAGCAACUUUUUUAAAGAAAAUCGGACUGGGAAGGUACUUUAGGGAGGUAAUUUAUCGAUUUUCCCAGUAGUUUUCUUAAAAAGUGUGAAAAACCGAAAAUAAACUGAGGAAAAACGGAAAAUGUACGAAAUCUUGGUAAAGAUAUUACAGCCUUCUUAUUCCUGCGAACAACUUUUCUAUCAGUAAUUUUUCUCCGAUUUACAAUGAUAACACUUUUUCUGAAAAGAAAUCUGACUGGGAAGGUACUUAAAUGGUUAAAGGGUCUUUUUUUUCUUUUCCCUAAUGUUUUCCCAGGAAAUGUGGGAAACCGGGAUAAACGUAGGAAAAACGGAAAAAUCAAUACAUUAGACAAAUUAGAUUAAAGAAAAUAUACCUAUAAUGCCUAUUUACUUAUUUUACCAUAAUAUGGCAUAUAUAUUGUUGACAAAGCAACACUAUCAACUGAACUCCGCUCAGAAUGGUUUUUUCGUUAACACCUGUCCCUAUUAUCCUAGGAUAUCUUUUAUUGUUAUCUAUUUAUUAUGCUGGCGUCGGACGGCUAGCCCUUAGCAACGUUGGCCAUGCCGUGGGGGAGGAGCCUGCUAUGACGUCGUCGAAACCGCGAUCUGUAUACCAGGAUCCCAUGCCAUAGAUGUCUAUUGCGGCACUGACGUUAGCAUCUGCCUCUUGUAGACUACGGGAAAAUCAAAAAAUAAUUUCGUCAAUACACCAACUAGAUGAAAUUAUUUUCCGGAAAAAUAUGAAUCUUGAAAUUUGGUAAAAACCGGGGGGGGGGGAGGGAACGAAAAGAAAAGGGAACAAAUCUACGGCGGCGUAGAUUGUUUUUAAUUUUUUUCGAUUUUUGUUUUUUUUUCAAAAAUGUUAAUCCAAAUUUCAAGAGUCGCGAAUAUUCUGAAUGCAAAUUUUAUCUAGUUGGUGCAUUGAGGAAAUAUUAUUUUUUGAUUAUUUUUAUAAGUCUACGCAUUGCAGUUGCUAUCGCCACCGACUAUGGGCCACCGAAACUUGUCAUGGGAUCCUGGUACACAGAUCGCGGUUUUGACGACGUCGUCACCGCAUGCUCCUCCCCACGGCGUGGCCAACGCUGCUAUCAAAGACUAGACAAAUUUUCCUUUAAGAUGUAAUUCUUGAAAUUUAGAGGAAGAUUUCUUGUAUAAAACUAAAGUUCAAAAUUCAAAUAAUGGAAUCGGUAACGCCUAGGCAUGCAGUUAAUAUUUGACUGGUUUUCCAAAUUAUUAUGGAAACUACCUAAAAGAUCGAAAAAUGUCCUACUUAACAUACCAACUAAAUCCAAAAUGCAACAAAAAAAGGUCUUUUAUCAUUUUUUGUUAGUUAUUAAAAAUAAAAAGAACGGACAUACUUCGCUUUAUGGGUGGGUCACUGUUAUAGGUAAGAAGUUAGGAAGGUAGAAUAUAGAAGGAAAUUUAAUGUAUAUCUGUAUGCAACGAUUAAUCAUUGCUAAUGAAAAAAAGAUUCUGAGCAGAGUUGAGUUGAUGGAAUAGAAUAAAGACGUAUAAAAUAAAGAAUAAAAUUCAAAACAAAUAUAAUACACUUUACUCAAUUUUUUUUUUUUUACCACUUAGUAUGACUUUAAUACAUCUCCUGUCAAAUUUUCAAGCAUUUCUGUUUAGUCUAACAGUUGUAUCCACAGAGUACCUACCAAAUAAAAAGUCACAUAAAAACUCGCUAAAUUAAAAUGCCUAAAAAUAUAUUCAAAUGUGUUAAAAAUUUUACCACGUCUAAAAAAAAAAAAAUUUCUGUCAAAAUGUCAAGUUUCUACGAAUAUUUUUGAUCAAAUGACAUUAAAAAAACAAAAUUUAAAAUAAUAAAGGAAUCACUUUUAUUAAUUUUUUCAUACUUUCUGCGUAUUUUUCAGUUUUACUGAAUUAUUAAAAAAACUACAAAGAAAAUCAAAAAACGACUUUCUUGAUCACCGACUAGAUUAAUAAUACAACAAAAAAGGUCUUUUUUUCUAUUGGAGCAAUUUUUUUUUGUAAAAAACAUAAGUUGUAAAUGUUUUAAAUAAUGAAAUAGUUGUGCCGUAAUUUGAAAAAAAAAAUCGUCAUUUUCGUUUUUUCCAAUUAUUUUAAAAAAUACUUUAAAUAUCUAAAAACAAUAAACACAAGUAGCACCGCGGAACCCCUUAAAUAUUUGUAGUUUUACCUAUAAUUUUCUUUCGGUUUUUCCCAAUUAUUUCAUAAACCCCUUAGACAAUUUUAGCAUCCCUAAAGUUAAUGGUCCAGUUGCAUUUAUGUCUAUUGUACUUAUACAGCUAGUAGACGUAGUUGAUUUUGUUAUACCAAAAAAAUCUAAAAUCGUAAUUUUAAAGCAUUCAAACGAUUUUCGUCAAGAUUUGUUAUUAAAAUUCCAUUAUAAAAAAAAAUAUUACAUUAAAUUCAAUUUUUUGACUACAAAGUAAGACUCUUAAUGAACCUCCUGUUAAAUUAUUAAGCAUUUCUGUGCAAGUCCAACAAUUUUACCACAGAGUACCUUCCGAAUAGAAAUGCCGAACAAAACUCGCAAAAUUAAAAUGUCUAUAAAUAGCCCAAAAAUAGCUUACAUUUUUCGAAAAUUUUACAACUUCAAGAAAAGAAAUAUAAGAUUUCUGACCAAAUUUUAAGUCCAUUGAGUCGACAUAAAAAUUUUUAACUGACUUUCAACAAAAAUAUUAACAUUUUUAUAAAAAGCCUUAAAAUGACUGAAUUACUGAAUUACAACAAAUAACAAAAUUUAAAAAUAAUAAAAGCAUUAUUUUCCUAAAUUUCCGUUUUUCUUACGUUUUAUCCUGGAUUUACCAGGUAUUAUGAAAAUCGCUAGAAAAAUCAAAAACGACCUCCCAGAAGUAACAUCUGGACGACAUUCCUUUUCAGAAAUGGUGCCGUGCGUAUAUAUCUGAGCAAGAUUUCUGGUAGAAUUUUUGUACACAUGAUAAAAAAAAUAAACAUCUUAGUAAAACCAAUACAUUCUUCGUACUCAGAAUUCUACACUCAGAAUCUAAAAUAAUAACAAUAUAACGAACCCAUCAAAUAUUAAUUGCAGGCUCCUUAUUACCGUGGUAUUAUCAAUAUUAUUAUUAGUAAUAAAAUAUUAAUAGAAAAUAAAAAACAUAUUACAUAACAUUAAGAUCAUAGAUUAAUUACUUAUAAUAAUAUAUUGUAUGAAAUAGGAUAGACCGAUUUAAUAGUUGUUACAAAAGACGUAGUGUCCAGAUUAAAUUAUAGAAUUAUAAUAAUAUACCUAGCUAUAAAUUAAAACGAUGUAACGAUUACACUAAAUGAAUUUUAAGGUAUGGUGAAAAAUACUUAUCGGUUAUUUGUGUCGUCGACAAUUAAAAUUUAAAACCAGUUAAAUUUUUAACGUAGUUGUAAUUCAAUAAUAUCCAAGAUAUGUUUACGAAUUUUUCGUAUACGAGUACAUAUUAUUAUUAUACUUUAUACGUUAUACCUAUUAAUUAUGAUUGACGACAUAAUUGCACAAACCACGACAAUGAAAUAUUACAAAAAAACAAAUUCGAGUAUUGUGAAUAAUUUAUCGUAAUAUAACCAAUACACAAUACAUAUAGACGUAAAUAAAGGGGACUUAGGAGAGCUUAUUCUACCCUGAGCCAUCGCAAGCCCUACCUAAAAUAUUUGAAGUAAUUUAGUAAUUUUUUCUUUAAUAUUAGGUUUAUUAACAUCUGUAUUUUUAUUCUCUUAUUUUUAAAACGUAAAGUUAAAAAAAAAUUAUUGUAGCUUUGUAAGAGAAUAUAAUACAUUAUACAUAAUAAUAUAAAACAAUAUAUUUUAUAAUACUUAUAAUAGUGUACCUACUACUAAUAAUGAAUUUUAUAAAAUAACGAAUUUAUGUAAACCACAUUAUAACUGCAUGUAUAACGAAAAAAAAUUCGGGGGUGGCGCACGUGACCCCAGUUCCCCUCCCUUUCUACAGUACUGCCUACGCCUAAACAUAUUAAUAAUGAUCAUUUUUUUUCUAAUCCCAAAAUGACCAAAUCGAUGUUUAGUUAAUUUCCAACAACAAUAUUAAUGUAUCAAUAAUCAAACAACAGUAAUUGUUGUUUUCAAAUUAAACGUGUCUAAGUAGAGAUUAUAAUAUCAAUAAUUUUCGCGCGAAUAUUGUUAUCAGACUGCUCUAUAGUUAUUGGUUAUCUGCAACUCUACAAGGUUACGUUUCUAGCUACGUUGAUAUGUCAAUUCCCAACUCCCAGUAUCACUAAAAUGUACUUGAUGAAAAUCAAGAUUAAAGAUAUUAUUUAUAGCCGUGAAGAAAAUUUUAAAAAAGUAAACCUAGGCUUAACUGUCAAAAUUUCUUAACCGAUUACUGUUUAUAAAUUACCUCAUUAAAUAGUAAAUUUCAAAAAACUGCCUCGCAGACCGCAGGGGAAGCCAUGGCAUACCUGUCAUCCGCCCUGCGCACGCUUAUGCAAUUGUAUUGCCAAUAGGCAUAAGCGGAAAUUUGGAAACAUUACUAGGGGGACUGAACAAUUUAACCAUAGUAAGUACAAAAACAAUUUGGUGCCUUAUCUUAAAUAUUUUUAAAAUAUUCUAAACAAAAAUUAUUAGGCAUUAAAUUAAUUCAAUUAUAACCAAUUUAAUACCUGUUCAAACAAAAAAUACCAACUGUACAAUAUAAUAAAUAUAUUUUUUUGUAAUGCAUUUUAAUUUAACAAUUAUUUAAAAUAAUUAUAACAGUUUUUAUAAAUUUAGGCCUUAUAUAAUUUUGAGGGCCAGGGAAACUAAGAACUUUAAAAGAACAUUAAAUUUAAGGAGGGGGCUUAGUCCUCUCAAGCGCCCCUCCGAUUUCCACCUAUGCCAAUUGGGUAAAAGUGGUAAUUGACAUUUAUUUUGUAAUCGAUAUUAUUUUAUAAAUAGUCUUGUUUUGACGUAUUGCAGAUGUAUACAAAAUCUCUGAACAAAAUAUGUAUGGAGAUAAUUAAUUGAUUAAGGAUGUUAUAGUUCUGAUAACAUCGAUUACUAUUUAUUGUUAUUUUCUGUGGAUGAAGCAUAAAGAUUUUAUUACAGUAAUUUGUUCGUUUCAAAACAUCUUCUUGAUGAAUUUUAAAUAUUUCAUCUUUAUCUAUUAACCUCUUUCAUUAUUUACAAUCGAUAAUUCUUGUUAUUAUAUUUUAGUGCACAUUAAAUUGCCUGUAGGAAUGUUAAUUUUACUAACGUUUAUUAUUUUUUCUUUCGUUUGUUGGUCUAUUAUCACCGAGUAGGGUACACGGUUUACUUGUUUGAAAAAUCAUUUUUUUUUUGUAUUGUUUAUAUGUGUAUACCUAUGUUUAACAAUGUACUAAACGUUUAAUUAUUGUUAAUACUCGCAACAUAUAAUGCAACUUUAAUAAAACAUAAUUACUCGGUGCUAAACAAAAUUAUAUUGGCAUAGGUUCUACAAAUAGGUAAUGCAAUCUAGAUUAGACAAUUAUCAUUAUUAUGACGGAGACAAACGCAUUAUUGCGUCAAAUAUUUACGCGGUAAACGAUUUGUUAUAAUAUUAUUAUACCUAGUACGAUGUCUGAAAAUAAAUUGAAUAUUUAUCAAUACAAAUAAUGCAUGUGAAUAGUAAAUUUACAAUUUGUAAAUAAUGAUUAAAAAUAAUUAUCAUAAACCAAUUAUUUACUACUUUUAUCGGUUAAAUAAAUUAAUAGGUACGGGUACCACACUAUGAAUUCUUAACGUUGGUACACUAUGUUAUAAUUAUUACAAACUUAGUAAAUAAAUUCGCAUUAAAAUAGGUACCUACCUACCGAUUAUAAAGUAGGUAUUCAUUAAAUUCAGUUUUAAAAACUGCUGGAGCCGUUGUAUAGUUUAGUACAAAAGCAUACGUCACGGGGAAAAUCUCACGCCUCGUAGAAUAAUUACUUUUUUUUUUAAUAUGACUUUCAAAAUUAAAAUUCCUAAAAACUAAGGAAUUAUUGAAAUUGCAACAUUUUACGAGACGUUAGUUUUUCUCGUCAAGUAAUUGUCAUCUAUAAAAAGUCCAGGGCAGUGGCGUGGAAGUAGUUUAAAUAUACUUGGGCAAACGAGGCAAUACUGUAUAUUGGUCUUCUUUGGGUGUAAUAAUAUAUCACAUUACUCAUAGUUCUAUUUGUUAUAGUGAUAUGCUCUAUAAAUACUACUCAUACUAUGUAUAUUUCUCACUACUAGCACUACCCACCACCAAAAAACUUGGUCGGGUGGCCGCCCAACCUAUACCUACCUCAAGUUCGGCGCCACUGGUCUAGGGAAUAAAAACGUGUAGGAAAAUUUCGAUUGUUUUUCAUGUACGAAAACAUUUUGAGUUUUCAAAACAUUUUCAAAAACUCUUUGGUAAAAACGAUUCUAUUACAUUCCCCUAAAUGGAUUUAUUUAGGUGAUUGUUAAAAUGUUAAAAAUAAUUAUCAAAUUUUACAAAAUUGAAGGUAAUUGGAAAAACCGGCUCCAACAGCCUAGCAUAUUAUUUUAUUGAAAUUAUUUAAAUUAAAAAUAACUAUUUAGUAAAAAUAUCGAAGUAGGAUUCUAAGUAAAAUUCCCACUUGAAUUUGUUUAGUUUUGAUAAUUCGUAUUAUUUUAAAUGUUUUAUCGUUACAGCCUCCAUGUCCAUAUUCAUCAGUGGCAUGUGGUUAGGAUGGCCCAGCUCGGUAGGCGAAAAAUUCGCAAAGCACCAGACCGAUGUAGAAGUGACCUAUGACGAGUUGUCGUGGAUAGUGUGCUUGAUGGACUUGGGAAACUUUAUCAGUCCAGUGUUCGCGGGAUACAUGAUGGACACACUGGGUAGAAAACUGAGCAUCGUCGUCCUCGGGCCUCUGUUCAUCGUUUCUUGGUUGUUGACACUGUACGUACCGUCCAUUUGGGCUCUAUACGGGGCCAGAUUAAUGGCGGGUAUUGGCAAGGGCAUGUCGUAUACGGUGGUGCCGGUGUUCCUGGGCGAAAUUGCGGGCGUCAAAAUUCGCGGAGCGCUGGGCAGCGUGUUUACCAUACAGCUCAGCAGCGGUUUCCUGUUCGAAGUGAUAGUCGGACCAUUUCUGACGUACAGGACGUUGAACAAGGUGUCAGCUGUCAUGCCAGUGCUGUUCUUCCUCAUGUUUCUCUGGAUGCCUGAAUCGCCGUAUUACCUGUUGAAAAAGGGCCGUGAGGCGAAAGCGGCAAAGUGCCUGCAGUGGUACAGGUGCGACUCAGAGAUCACCUCCGAACUACACCAAAUGGAUGUCAACGUCCAGAAAGAAAUGGAAAACCAAGCGACAUUCUACGAGCUCUUCACCAACCGAAAAAAUUUCAAAGCGCUCAUGGUCGUGGUAACGGCGUGCAUAGCACAGCGGGCGGGCGGAAUCAGCUGUCUACUGGCCUAUUCACCGUUGUUUCUUCCCGAACCGGCUCCAAUUAUUGGCAAAUUUGAAUACAUCAUGAUUUUUGCCACCAUGUUAGUCGUAGUCAACUUCAUUGGGCUGGCCCUGGUGGACAAGGUGGGCAGAAAGCCGCUGUUGAUAUUUUCAGAGGUGUCCUCUGGACUGAUAACGUUCACCUUCGGAGUCUACUAUUUCCUGAAAGACCACGCGGGCCUCACUUCGUUCACGUGGUUACCGUACUUGUGUCACUUUUCAUUCGCCAUAGCGUUGGCUAUCGGCGUCGGAUUCAUACCGGUUGUGUUUCUGGGAGAAAUGUUUCCAGUGAACGUUCGUUCGCAUUGUUCAGCAAUUGCUUCCAUUACGAUGGCAUUGGCUUCAUUCGUGUCCAACAAGAUAUUCUUGGUCAUCUCCAGGACUUAUGGGUAUUACACAAUGUUUUGGGGUUUUACGGUUGUUAACUUUAUCUGCGCGUAUUUCGCAUAUCGUUACGCAGUUGAGACAACCGGUAAAACGUUCCAGGAGAUUCAAGAUAUUUUGGAGGAGUCUGUAAAAAACGACGACCGACAAAAAUCGAAAGCAAAACAAAACGACGAAGUGAAAACUAUAUGUUGCAUGAAACAACUCUAGUCAGAAAAAGCAAUAUUUGGGUUGUAUUUAAAAUUUAUUGAACCACGAAAACUGAUCAAAUUUGCUGGGCAUACUGAAUAUAUAUUUGUAAAAUAUACCUACCUAAUUCAAUUAAUAUGUAUUAUCUAUGGUCGAAGACCAUUUGUCAAAACGAACUUAUGAAGUUUCAGUACCUGUGCAGUACUUCCUAUAUGAGAGUCCUUAUAAUAUAAUACAACCAAUUACGAAUAUAAAGACUCAUCAUUCAAGGCACUAUAAAAUCCAUGAUUUAUAGCUAAUCCAUUUUUGUAAAAUGUAUAGAAUCCAACUCAAUAUGUAUGUAUUAUAGCAGUUCCGAGAUCUACAUAAAUUAUCAACCAAAAUUACUGUUCUAUACUAAAGUUUUAAAUUCACUAGGCAACCAUAAACAGAACAAAUAGUUUUUUUUAUUUAUUUUCUUGAAGAUUACACUUGUUAAUAUUAAUUCUCUUCACUGUGUCUUUAUUUAAACACUAUAGUUAAAUUACUGUGGCUAUCAUCUUAUAAUGUUUUUAGGAAGUUGGUGUUUUUGUAUUUUUAUUGUAAACUAUUACAAAUGUUAACCAUUAAUUUGUUAUUUUUAAAUAAUCAUUGGACUGUGAAAGGAUAAAUUAAAAUUAAUUUUUCACAUUUAUGUUUAUAAUAUUGGUUAACUUGAUCAUAAUGUGUUAUAUUGCACAUAAGUGAAAUAAGUUAAAUGUAUUUCAAUCAUUCCAGAAAAAUGAUUUUAUGAUAAAUUCUAUACACCUAUCCUAUAGACAAUAUUCCUCCAAACAAAACUUUUAAGUUAUUAAUUUGCAUUCAAUUUGAUAAACUUAUAAUUUUUAAUGUACCAAACAAUUUUUGGUAAUAAAAUUAAGUAUCUACUUGUAUAAUAUUACAUUUAAAUCAUAAAACAAAUAAAACAAUUUCGAACAUUCUCCAAAGUUUAAACAUUGAAUGUGUUUAAGUAUAGAGUAAAACAACAGAAUGUAGGUAUCUAUUGUAUCCAAGAUUGAAUAACUUUAAAUCUAACUAAGGAAAUAAAUAUAGUUCUAAAACGUUCUUAUUAGCUAAGUUCUUAAAAUUUCCAGAAAUAAAUGUUAAAAUUAAAAAUGAUUUAUCUAUUAUGUAUAAAAGUGUAAAUCAAGUGUAGAUCAGACUCAAAAAUUACAAAUAGAUCAAAAUUAUCAUGUACAUAUUGAAGAGGAAGAUUGUAAAUAUUACAUUUGUGGUGUAUCAGGUUUCAAGACCUUUAAUAUGUCACAGGUUUGCAUCUUUUUUCAGUAUUUAAGGAAGAAGUAACAGUUAAAACAUAUUUUUAAUUUAAAACAAUACUAGGAAUCAUGCCUGUGCCUGGACUAGUUUUAAAAGUCAUAAUAUCUAGCUUAUUUAGAAUAUCAGUAGUAUUUAAAAUGCACAAAAAUAAAUUAGAAUCUGAGCAAUUUGUUAUAAGAUUAAUUGUGAACAAUUAUGUGUCGAUGAACUCAUCAUCAAAGCAGUUUACCAUAAUAUUUAUAUGUAUUUUUAAUAAUACAAUAAAUCAAACUUUUAUAACACUAAAAUUGACCAAAUUAUAGCAAUUUAAAUUUGUAUUAUAUAAUAUUUAGUAUUUCUCAUACUAGAUAACAUAAAAUUAAAUUAUAUACUUUAAUUAAUAAAAAAAAAUUGAUUAUACAUAGUAAAUCAUGUAUAAGUAUAUUAUUAUUUAUUACUCAAUAAAGUUAUCAUAUGUUUUCAUCACACAAUCCAUAGAGUUCACUAAAGUAAACUGUUAAAGAAUUGUACCUUGAGUUAAGCAUGUUCUGUUGUACUUCAACAUAACCAUCAUCAGCUAAUUUUAAACACUAAUAAAAAAAAAAAAAUCACUAUUAAUAUUAUUAUGUUAUAAAUAAGUAUAGUAAUAAAAAUGUUUAAUACAUCAAAAAUGUUGGUAUUUUUUGGUAAAUGUAUUGCAAUAUUUGAUGUGAUUUUUCGAGCCAAACAUAACAUAUGUUCUCCACCACCAUUACUAGGCAUUAUAUCUGAAAAUUUAUACUCUUCGAGGUUCAUGAAAUCAAGUCCACCCCAUGGUGGCGACAAAAAUACAACAUCAGCUUUAAGAGUUGGUGCUAAAGCAAAGUAAUCGCCAAUAAUGAAUUCAAUUCGAUCGGCAACACCAUACAAUUCUGCAUUAUGUCUGGCCAUUUCAACUUUUUUUGGAUCAUUAUCAAUAGCUAUAACUAAAAACAAAACAUUAAUUUAAAUAAACUAAAAUAUAAAUUUAAUAACUAACCACUGUUAUUUUAAGACAUACCAAGCUCACACGUUUUAGCAAAUUGAAUGAUAUUACCUCCAGCUCCACAAAAUGGAUCAACAAUUAAAUAGCAACUACAACGUUCAGCUAUAUGACUGCUAAUUAUUUCAGGAGUGACAGAAUACCAACUCUCU